This is a messenger RNA of Cucumis sativus (cucumber), 1703 nucleotides long. Its product is annotated as acyl-coenzyme A thioesterase 9, mitochondrial. Gene Ontology annotation, biological process: acyl-CoA metabolic process. The record is from RefSeq and is a predicted model, not a curated record. The coding region runs from base 67 to 1536 and encodes 489 amino acids. Gene Ontology annotation, molecular function: fatty acyl-CoA hydrolase activity. Lineage: Eukaryota; Viridiplantae; Streptophyta; Magnoliopsida; Cucurbitales; Cucurbitaceae. The transcript is spliced from 5 exons.
UAUGAAUGUUCAUGUAAAUGUGGUGAUAGAAACAGUUGAUUUUUUUUGUUUUAUAAAGGUGAUUCAAUGUUGAAGAUCAAAGGCAAAGUUCAAGCUUUGAGCUCUGUUUUCACCCUCAAUUCUUGGAAUUUAAUCCCAAAACCCAGAUUCAAUUUCAAGUUCCAAAGAUUGUUUUACAUGGAUGCCAAUUCCAGUUCCAAUCCCAAUUCCAAUUCUUCUCCUUCGAGGACUAUUUCUGUUUUCUCCACCAUUCCUCUGCCUCCUAGUUCCGACGCCGUCAAUGGCUCCGGCAGUUCCACUUCGUCUCGGAAACCCAUCAACCUCUGGCCUGGGAUGCACCAUUCACCGGUCACUGCUGCUCUUUGGGAUGCUAGGUCCAGUAUCUUUGAGAGGUUGCUUGAUCCUCCUAAAGAUGCGCCACCGCAGAGCGAAUUGCUUACCAAAACUCCUUCUCAGAGUCGGACUAUUGUGAUUUAUAAUUUCUCUUCUGAUUUUAUUCUGAGAGAGCAGUAUCGUGAUCCGUGGAAUGAGGUCAGAAUCGGAAAGUUGCUUGAAGAUCUUGAUGCCUUGGCUGGUACCAUCUCCGUUAGACACUGUUCCGAUGAUGAUAGCACGACAAGACCACUUUUGCUAGUGACUGCCUCUGUUGACAGAAUUGUUCUAAAGAAGCCAAUUAGUGUUGAUGCUGAUUUGAAAAUAGUUGGUUCAGUCAUAUGGGUUGGGCGAUCCUCUAUUGAGGUUCAGUUAGACAUGAUCCAAGGCACAAAAGAUUGCUCAAACAAGUCAGACUCAGUUGCUCUGACAGCAAACUUCAUAUUUGUGGCACGCGACUCUCAGACUGGGAAAGCUGCUUUAGUUAACAGGCUUUUGCCCGAAACUGAGGAAGAAAAAUUACUUUUUGAGGGAGCAGAAGCCAGGAGUAACUUGAGGAAAAGGAAGAAUAGAGGUGAUAUGUGGGCGUUGGAAAAUGGGUACAUAAAAAGAAUUGAUGCUUUACUAGCAGAGGGAAGAAUCUUCUGUGACAUGCCAGCCCUGGCAGACAGAGACAGCAUUCUUCUCAGGGAUACUCGCCUUGAAAACUCUUUGAUUUGUCAACCACAACAAAGAAACAUACAUGGUAGGAUCUUUGGAGGGUUUCUUAUGCAACGAGCAUUUGAGUUGGCUUUCUCAACAGCAUAUGUAUUUGCCGGAAUGGUGCCUUACUUUUUUGAAGUUGAUCACGUUGAUUUCUUAAAACCUGUGGAUGUCGGUGACUUUCUACGUUUCACGUCAUGUGUUCUUUACACGGAAGUUGACAAUCCAGAUCAGCCAUUGAUCAACGUUGAAGUCGUUGCCCACGUCACUAGGCCCGAGAUCAGGUCUAGCGAGGUCUCGAACACAUUCUAUUUCACUUUCACUGUGCGUCCAGAGGCAAAAGCUAAUGGGAAAGGAUUCAGACUUCGCAGUGUUGUUCCCGCAACGGAAGAAGAAGCUCGUCGUAUCAUCGAGCGCAUGGAUGCCGAAAAAGAUGCUAAGGGACUUGAGCAAGGAAUCUGAAUCAGGUCAGGCUCAAGCAGCCAACACAGUUUGUCUUCGUUUAAGAAAAUCUUGUUGGAUCCUUAUAUUGAAAAGCGGUUAAGUUGUAGAAAACCAACUUUGUAGAAUAUUUGUGAAAGAAAGUAAUCCCAUUCAAUUGGUAUGAGGGUGAGUAUUGCUUAUGGUCA